Messenger RNA from Necator americanus (New World hookworm), 900 nucleotides. RefSeq lists its product as uncharacterized. Lineage: Eukaryota; Metazoa; Nematoda; Chromadorea; Rhabditida; Ancylostomatidae. Bases 1 to 900 code for a protein of 299 amino acids. Gene Ontology annotation, molecular function: RNA binding. The transcript has 6 exons. Gene Ontology annotation, biological process: formation of translation preinitiation complex. The record is from RefSeq and is a predicted model, not a curated record.
AUGUUCAAGAAGUUCGAUGAAAAGGAGGAUGUUACUGGGGCUACCCAGCUGAAAUCUUCCAUUCAGAAAGGAAUACGAAACAAAAUUAUCGAGCUAUAUCCGAAUAUUGAACCUUAUUUGCUCGAUAUAUUGCCAAAAAAGGAGAACUUCAAGCUGAUUAAAUGUAAAGAUCAUGUCGAAUUACUUGCUGAUCACAACGGUGUUGUACAGUUCUUGAAGACUCGAAACACUGACUGGAUUCCAACUCUCCGGUUAUUGCACAAGUACCCGUUUAUGAUGCCACAUCAACAGGUUGACAAAGGUGCAAUCAAAUUCGUCUUAAAUGGUUCCUCGAUCAUGUGUCCUGGAUUGACGUCUCCAGGAGCGAAAAUGACACUCGGUGUUCCUGCAGAUGCGAUAGUUGCCGUCAUGGCUGAGGGUAAGCAACAUGCUUUAGCCAUUGGACAAAUGAAAAUGAGCUCCGAAGAGAUUCAGUCGGUGAAUAAAGUUCGCGAUCUUCGCGCGAUCCUAACCGUUACGCUCCACCUAGACCGCUUACGCAACUGCAACUUGCUUCAUGUGGUUUUUGACUCUGCUACAUACCUACCAGCAAAACCCAACGAAAGAAGAUUGAAAGAACUCACACAGCAGCCGCAGCCGCAGCAAGGUGAAGGACAACAACAAGGUGUAGGACAACAGCACGGUGGUGGAGGACAGACCACCGGCACAGGACAAGGCACUGGUACGGGACAAGGCUCGGGCACCGGGCAUGGUACUGGCUCAGGUAUCGGGCAAGGUACUGGCUCAGGACAAGGCACUGGACAUGGAAUUAUUGGCACCGGUUGUGGACAUGGUACUGGUACAGGUUGCGGAACUCUUAUGGGCACCGGAGUCUUCACUGGGCAAGGAACUGGAACUUGA